This is a messenger RNA of Erythranthe guttata (spotted monkey flower), 4281 nucleotides long. Its product is annotated as cellulose synthase A catalytic subunit 6 [UDP-forming]. Gene Ontology annotation, cellular component: membrane. The record is from RefSeq and is a predicted model, not a curated record. Gene Ontology annotation, molecular function: cellulose synthase (UDP-forming) activity. Gene Ontology annotation, biological process: cellulose biosynthetic process. NCBI's taxonomy places the organism in Eukaryota, Viridiplantae, Streptophyta, Magnoliopsida, Lamiales, Phrymaceae.
UAUUACAGCAACACCAUUGUUUUUUGUCUUUGUCGAUCACUUGUUCAAACCACCGUGGCAUUUGAUUCUCUGAUCCACACACACACACCACCACCCCCUCACAGCUCACAGCUAGCGGCAGCAACUAGAGAGAGAAAAUAAUCUAGAGAGAGAGAGAGCGAGAGGCUCUCUUUAUCACAAACAGUGGGUUUCUCUCUCAAGAAAAGAAUCAAGAAAGAGAAAACCCACCUUCCCACCAAAAAGAAAAAAAAAACACAGAAAACUCUCUCUCUCUCUUUAUAAUACACGAACCGACAUUUCACUCCACAAUAAUACGACGGCGUUUUCGUUUUUGGUGUCUGUUAAUGUAUCGUUUUCAGUUCAUUGUUUAAUACGAAGGGUUUGUAUUUAAGAAAGAGAGGAAAAAAAAAAUUAAAAUUCAGAGGGGCAGUGGCAUUUCUUUUCUUCUUUUUAUUUAUUUAAUUUGUGUGUGUGUGUGUGUGUUUAUGGGCCAGAUAUUCUUUGUUCUUUGUCUCUCUCUCUCUUGAUUUUCAAGGUGUGUUCUUGUGUGUGAGAGAGAAAGACUGAAUUUUUUUUGAGGUUUUUUUUUUUUUUGUGGGAUGGAUACUAAUGGAAGGCUUGUAGCUGGUUCUCAUAACAGGAAUGAGUUUGUACUCAUCAAUGCCGAUGAGAUUGGAAGAGUGACUUCUGUAAAAGAAUUGAGUGGACAAAUCUGUCAGAUUUGUGGAGACGAGGUCGAAUUUACUGUCGAUGGCGAGCCGUUUGUUGCCUGUAAUGAAUGUGCAUUCCCUAUUUGUAGACCUUGCUAUGAAUAUGAAAGAAGGGAAGGCAAUCAAUCUUGCCCUCAGUGCAAAACUCGAUUCAAGCGAAUAAAGGGUAGUCCAAGAGUUGAUGGAGAUGAAGAUGAAGAAGAAUUCGAUGAUUUGGAUAACGAAUUCGAUUACGAUAAUAACAAUAGUAAAGGCCACACUCGUCAAAUUUCCGAAGGAGCUUAUUAUUCUCGCCAUAAUAACAUCGGCCGCACUUCUUCCGGAAUCACUAAUUCGUCGGAUGUGGACCCCGCCGCGGUUAAUUCUGAAAUACCUCUACUUACUUACGGUCAAGAGGAGGAUGAUGCGAUUUCGGCUGACAAGCAUGCUCUAAUUGUGCCCCCGUUUAACGGCCGUGGAAAACGAGUCCAUCCUAUGCCGUUUACCGAUUCAUCCAUGACUUUGCCGCCACGACCGAUGGAUCCGAAGAAAGACUUAGCCGUGUACGGUUACGGAACUGUGGCCUGGAAAGAAAGGAUGGAAGAAUGGAAGAGAAAGCAAAAUGAAAAGCUUCAAGUUGUUAGGCAUCAAGGUGAUAAAGGUGGUGAUGAGCUCGAUGAUCCCGAUUUACCCAAGAUGGAUGAAGGGAGACAACCCUUAUCAAGAAAGCUACCGAUUCCUUCGAGCAAAAUAAACCCGUACAGAAUGGUCAUUCUACUCCGUAUGGCAAUUCUCGGUUUAUUCUUUCACUACAGAAUUCUGCACCCUGUCAAAGAUGCAUAUGGAUUAUGGCUUACAUCAAUUAUAUGCGAGAUUUGGUUUGCCGCUUCUUGGAUUCUCGAUCAGUUCCCCAAAUGGUCCCCCAUCGAACGAGAAACUUACCUCGACCGUCUCUCUCUAAGGUAUGAGAAAGAAGGGAAGCCGUCUGAGCUGGCACCGGUGGACGUGUACGUGAGUACAGUGGACCCAUUGAAAGAGCCGCCGCUUAUUACAGCAAACACGGUACUGUCCAUACUUGCAGUUGACUACCCCAUUGACAAAGUCAACUGCUACGUGUCCGACGAUGGUGCUGCCAUGCUCACUUUCGAGGCCAUGUCGGAAACUUCCGAGUUCGCAAGAAAGUGGGUCCCGUUCUGCAAGAAGUUCGCCAUCGAGCCUCGUGCACCCGAGUGGUACUUUGCUCAAAACGUCGACUAUUUGAAGGACAAAGUGGAGCCCACAUUUGUGAGGGAGCGUCGUGCAAUGAAGAGAGAGUAUGAAGAGUUCAAAGUCAGAAUAAACGCAUUGGUUGCAAUGGCACAGAAGGUUCCGGAAGAUGGUUGGACAAUGCAAGACGGUACUUUAUGGCCCGGAAAUAAUGUCAGGGAUCACCCUGGAAUGAUCCAGGUAUUCUUGGGUCAAAAUGGUGUACGAGAUAUCGAAGGGAAUGAAUUGCCUCGGCUCAUAUACGUGUCUCGUGAGAAGAGGCCUGGAUUUGAUCAUCACAAGAAAGCCGGUGCUAUGAAUUCUUUGAUACGAGUGUCGGCUGUCAUUUCGAACGCACCUUACCUACUAAAUGUCGAUUGUGAUCACUACAUAAACAACAGCAAAGCUCUAAGAGAAGCUAUGUGUUUCAUGAUGGAUCCUCAAGCGGGAAAGAAAAUAUGCUACGUUCAAUUUCCUCAAAGAUUCGAUGGAAUUGAUAGACACGAUAGAUACUCAAAUCGCAAUGUUGUCUUUUUCGACAUAAAUAUGAAAGGCCUCGAUGGAAUUCAAGGUCCGAUUUACGUGGGAACGGGUUGUGUUUUCAGAAGGCAAGCGCUUUACGGUUUCGAUGCACCCAAGAAAGUAAAACCACCCGGAAAAACAUGCAACUGUUUGCCUAAAUGGUGUUGCUGUUGCUUUGGAUCGAAAAGGAAGGGCAAAAAAGGAAAAUCCAAGAAGGAAGACAAGAAAACGACCAAGGUUAAAGAAGCUUCUACGCAGAUCCACGCUCUCGAAAACAUCGAAGAAGGUGUAGAAGGAAUAGACAACGAAAAAUCAUCACUCAUGCCCCAAGUCGAGUUCGAGAAAAAAUUCGGACAGUCGCCCGUUUUCAUCGCUUCGACCCUUCUAGAACAAGGUGGGGUGCCACCUGGCGCAACAUCUGCGUCGCUACUAAAAGAAGCCAUUCAUGUGAUCAGCUGUGGGUACGAAGAUAAAACCGAAUGGGGAAAAGAGGUUGGAUGGAUUUACGGUUCGGUGACAGAAGAUAUCUUAACGGGUUUCAAAAUGCACUGUCAUGGAUGGAGAUCCGUCUACUGCAUUCCCAAAAGACCCGCAUUUAAAGGAUCGGCUCCAAUCAAUCUUUCGGAUCGUCUCCAUCAAGUUCUUCGAUGGGCUUUGGGUUCGGUUGAGAUUCUAUUGAGCAGACACUGCCCUAUUUGGUAUGGAUAUGGCUGUGGCCUGAAACCACUCGAGAGAUUCUCCUACAUAAACUCCGUUGUUUAUCCGUUGACUUCUUUGCCCUUGAUCACUUACUGCACCUUGCCAGCUGUCUGCCUUCUCACCGGGAAAUUCAUCGUCCCUGAGAUAAGUAACUACGCAAGUAUAGUAUUCAUGGGCAUGUUUAUAUCCAUCGCCGCAACAAGUAUACUCGAGAUGCAAUGGGGAGGAGUGGCAAUAGACGAUUUAUGGAGAAACGAGCAGUUUUGGGUAAUCGGUGGUGUUUCCUCUCACUUCUUCGCCCUACUUCAAGGUCUACUAAAAGUCUUGGCCGGAGUCAACACAAAUUUCACCGUCACAUCCAAAGCGGCCGACGACGGGGCGUUUUCGGAACUCUACCUCUUCAAGUGGACGUCUUUGCUAAUCCCACCAAUGACGUUGUUGGUCAUGAAUGUAAUCGGAGUCGUGGUCGGAAUUUCGGACGCAAUAAACAACGGGUACGAAUCUUGGGGGCCUUUAUUCGGUAGGCUCUUCUUCGCACUUUGGGUGAUUGUACAUUUAUACCCUUUCCUCAAAGGGUUCAUGGGGAAGCAAAGUGGGCUUCCGACUAUUAUUAUAGUGUGGUCGAUUCUUCUCGCUUCUAUAUUCUCGUUGUUGUGGGUCCGGAUCAACCCGUUUGUGUCGAGAGGUGGGGUUGUGUUGGAAGUUUGUGGGUUGGAUUGUAAUUAGGCGAAGAAGAUUAUUAAAGAAAAAACGUUCGCAAAAACGGAAGAUUUUUCGGUGAAGAACGAGUAUAAAGCAACCGAAAGGAGAUGAAGGAAGCUCUUUGGGGUUGAUCUGUUUGUAGAUAACAAAAAAAAAAACUGCAACCCCCCACAAAAUUUAUAUGUUUAUGCAAAGUUUUUUCGGGUUUUUUUUUUAAUUUAUUCUUUGGAUAAGUUUGCGUUUUGUGUAAUUCGAAAAAACGAACAUGUAAAAGUUGCCCUGUUGUUUUUGUUUCCUUCAUAAUUUAUACUCUCUUCUGAAUAAGGGCCUGAUACAAGGAUGUAUGUCCUUUCAUCCUAAUUAUUUUCUUCGGAUUUGGGAUUUUUCGUCUGUGGUUUUUUAGUUAUAUGAAUUGUUACCUUAA